GAAACAUAUUUUUGAAAAUCUUCGACAUUGAUUGAAUCUCAUCAGGAUCAGCUCUGCUUGUCGUUCUUUUUGCUCAAAAACCACCUUGUUUGGACAGAGCCACACAACCCAACAAUUAAUUAUGAAGCUACAAAUCCCUUGACUCAAAUUCUUCAUAGCCCAGUCCCAUAUAUAGUUCUAUUGCGGACAUGGUCAUACUUUACAAUUCAUACCUGCACACACGGGGUAUGUUGGGUCAUCAGUGGCUUUCCUUCCAUAAGCUCUCCUUCGUUGCCAGGUUAGGCUGUCUAACAGAUGGAUCUCCAGGACAUGGAAGGUGGUACUCCAGCCAUGACUUCUGAAGCUGCUAAGUCAACAAAAAAUGACCCAGCUUGGAAUCACAACUACUGUGCUGACCCAAACAAUCAAAAUGCAGUAACUUGCAUCUACCAUGGAAAGGAAACAAAUGGGGGAAUAUACAGGGCAAAACUUCACCAAAUAGGAGGUGAUAGGAAUGCAAAGGCGUAUUUGAAAUGCCCAGAAGAUGUCAAAAAGUUGCUAAAGGACUAUAUGCAAUCAAAAAAGGAUGCUAAGAUCAACUACGAUAAACUGCCAGAACAUCAUGAUUUGGAUGCAUUUCAUGAUCUGGAAGACGAUGACACUGAAGUUGAGGAGCUGGAAACUGAUUCUAGAGGCCACUUUAAAAGAAUUCGUGAUGUACAGAAGGGAAAGGCACCUGUAAAGAAGGGAAAACAUAAAAGGACCUAUGGAUGCUUUUAUCCACAAAAAGCCAGAAACUGUGGUCGAGCUUCGAAGCAAGGAAGACUGAAACAGUUGAAGAUUGACGAGAAGUUGGAUAAGCAAAGAAGAGAAGUAGCUAUUCAAUACAUAUGCAACAUGUUUUACCAUAAUGGCAUUCCUUUCAAUGUUGCCCGAUCACAUUCCUUUAAAUGUGCCGUUGAAGCAAUUGGACAAUAUGGUCCAAAUUUGAAGCCUCCUAGCUACCAUGAAGUGAGGGUUACGAGUUUGAAGAAAGAAGUUGCCAACAUGCGGGAUAUGCUAGCUGAACAUAGAGCUCUGUGGGUGAAACAUGGCUGUUCAAUUAUGGCAGAUGGUUGGACUAGCACCACAGGUCAAUGUAUUGUGAAUUUCUUAGUACAUUCUCUGGCUGGAUGUGUGUUUGUCAAAUCUGUGGAUGCUUCUGCAUAUUCAAAGACUGGUGCAAAGGUAUUAGAACUACUUGAUGGAUUUGUUGAGUAUGUAGGAGAGGCUAAUGUGGUCCAAGUGGUUACUGACAAUGGCCCUAAUUUCAAGUUAGGUGGUAAAUUGUUAGAAACUAAGAGACCAAACAUAUAUUGGACACCAUGUGGUGCGCACUGCAUUGAUCUCAUGCUCGAAGACAUUGGGAAGUUGCCUUUGGUUUUGAAAACCUUAAGAAGGGCAAUGAGUUUGACUAGUUUUAUUUAUAACCGUGUGGGAUUGUUGAACUUAAUGAGGAGGUACACAGGGCAAAGAAAUCUGAUCAGACCCGGGAAGACAAGAUUAUGUACUUGCUACCUCACUUUAAAGAGCAUCUACAAGCAAAAGGCUAAUCUUCGGGCUAUGUUCUCCGAGAGUGAAUGGAAUUCUAGCAAGUGGAAAAAAGAGGCGGGUGGAAAACAAGUCGAAGACUGUAUGAUGAAGCCUACAUUCUGGGAUAAUGCUUAUUACAUACUCAAACUUAUGGGCCCUCUUGUGAAAACUCUUCGACUUGUUGACAACGAAAGAAAACCAGCUAUGGGAUACAUCUAUGAGGCUAUGGAUAGAGCCAAAGAAGCCAUAAUAAAAGCUUUUAAUGGGAGAGAUGAUAACGAUAAAGAAACAUUCAAAAUCAUUGAUUCUAGAUGGCAAGAUCAGCUUCACCAUCCCCUGCACGCAGCUGGCCAUUACCUCAACCCCGCUUUUUUUAUGCCGAUCCGCAAAUUGAAUUCAAUAGUGAGGUCACGGUUGGACUGUAUGCUUGCAUAGCUAAACUGGUUCCCGAGGAUGAAGAACAACUUGUUAUUAUUGAUGAACUGUCAAAGUACACAAGGGCUGAGGGUUUGUUUGGCAUCAACUUGGCAGUUUUGACAAGAAAGACCAAGGCACCAGCUGAAUGGUGGCGCUUGUAUGGGAGCACAACUCCCAACUUACAAAAAUUGGCCAUGAGAGUUCUUAGCCUCACGUGUAGUGCUUCAGGUUGUGAGCGUAACUGGAGCGUGUUUGAACAGG
Messenger RNA from Cuscuta europaea, 2229 nucleotides. The record is from the annotation of a GenBank genome assembly. Lineage: Eukaryota; Viridiplantae; Streptophyta; Magnoliopsida; Solanales; Convolvulaceae.